This is a messenger RNA of Sitophilus oryzae (rice weevil), 1129 nucleotides long. RefSeq names its product cyclin-dependent kinase 7 (gene Cdk7). Gene Ontology annotation, molecular function: ATP binding; cyclin-dependent protein serine/threonine kinase activity; RNA polymerase II CTD heptapeptide repeat kinase activity. Gene Ontology annotation, cellular component: transcription factor TFIIH holo complex; transcription factor TFIIK complex; cytoplasm. The record is from RefSeq and is a predicted model, not a curated record. Gene Ontology annotation, biological process: positive regulation of transcription by RNA polymerase II; protein phosphorylation. The coding region runs from base 81 to 1100 and encodes 339 amino acids. NCBI's taxonomy places the organism in Eukaryota, Metazoa, Arthropoda, Insecta, Coleoptera, Curculionidae. The transcript is spliced from 2 exons.
AAUUUUUCUCAUAACCUAACUUUCGUAUUACUUACUAUUUGAUGUAUUUUUAAAUCUUGAUGUAAAAAAUUAUUUAAAUAAUGGAAAAUAAAUUAAAACGGUACGAGAAAAUUGCAUUUUUAGGAGAAGGUCAGUUUGCAACAGUAUUUAAAGCUAGAGAUGUUGAGACUGAAAAUAUAGUAGCAGUAAAAAAGAUAAAAUUAGGAAGCAGAGUAGAAGCUCAAGAUGGAAUUAAUAGAACAGCUUUAAGGGAAAUAAAGUUAUUGCAGGAAUUACACCAUGAAAAUCUUAUUGGACUAUUAGAUGUGUUUGGCCAUAUGUCUAAUGUUUCUUUAGUAUUUGAUUUUAUGGAUACUGAUCUUGAAGUAGUCAUUAAGGACAACACAAUUAUACUCACGACAGCAAAUAUAAAGUCAUAUACUCUCCAAACAUUAAAAGGACUUGAAUAUUUGCAUUUAAAUUGGAUAUUACAUCGUGAUUUGAAACCUAACAAUUUAUUAGUGAAUGAUAAAGGUGUGUUAAAAAUUGGUGAUUUUGGUUUGGCAAAAAUGUUUGGUUCACCAAACAGGGUAAACACCCAUCAGGUUGUUACAAGAUGGUAUAGAGCACCAGAGUUAUUAUUUGGGGCUAAGCAAUAUGGAACUUGUAUUGAUAUUUGGGCUGUCGGUUGCAUUCUCGCAGAACUUCUGUUAAGAGUACCUUUAUUUCCCGGAGAAUCAGAUCUAGACCAACUUACAAAGAUUUUUGAUGUUUUUGGCAAUCCAACAGAAGAAAAUUGGCCAGGAAUUAAAACUCUGUCUGAUUUUAUUGAUUUUAAACCUUUGCCUGCUAUUCCUUUAAAAUCAAUUUUUACUGCAGCAGGAGAUGACUUAUUAGAACUUAUUUCCAGUAUGUUAGUUUUAAAUCCAAUGGCUAGAAAAACUUGCAGAGAAUGUUUGAAAAUGCCAUUCUUUAGUAACAAGCCUGCUCCUACAAUAGGUUCUAAAUUACCAUUACCUCAAAAUAUUAGAAAAGUAGCUGAUAUUGAAAGACAAUCAUUAAAAAGGAAAUUGCUUGAUGCUGCAGAAGGUGGAUCAUUGUCAAAAAGGUUAUUUAUUUAGUUAGGACAAUAAAAAUUGAUAAACAUUUA